Messenger RNA from Bursaphelenchus okinawaensis, 2210 nucleotides. Lineage: Eukaryota; Metazoa; Nematoda; Chromadorea; Rhabditida; Aphelenchoididae. The record is from the annotation of a GenBank genome assembly.
AUGGAGAUCAGCUACACUCCCAUAUUUCACUUAUCCAUUGUUAUGUUGUUCUCCAUUAUUGGCAACUUGUUUUUUCUCUUUGUGUUAUGGCGUGGUAAAGUUAUUCAACGAAGGCGGUUAUCGCCAGUGCAGGUAAGUUGAAAAUCAUUUUUUAUUUUUUAUUUAAUUUUAAUUUUUUAAAUCUGCUACAGGUUUUUAAAAACUAGAUUUUUCUAUUUAUUUUAAUUUUUUUUAAUUUUUAAAACCUCGUAUUUUAGCGUUUACUUAUUCACACAUGUAUAGCCGACCUCUGGUUUGCGUUGAUCUCACUCGGUACCGAAAUCUACAUUCUCUUACAGUACCCAACCUUCCCGGGUCCACCAAUUGCGUGCAAAUUUGUACGAUACAUUCAGGCCGUGCCGUUAUAUGCGUCACCAUUCUUAUUGGUUGCUAUUAGCGCUGAUCGAUACCAGGUAAGCAUUUUUAUGAAAUUUAUUGUACCUAUAACGUUUCGUCGUUUCGUCUGUCAAAAGCGACAAGAAUAAAAACUUAGUUUAAAAGCGGCGAUAUUUUUGAUAACUUAAGUUUGUGAGCUAUCAAAAAUAUUAAAUUUUGUGACAAAAAUAAAAAUCCGUCGUUUUACGAACCGUAUUUUACAAUAAAGUCUUUUUUAGGCAAUUUGCAAGCCUUUGGCUAAUUACCGACGAAACAAAAGCCCAAAAUUCUAUGGUACAAUCUCAUGGGCGUUGGCCAUCGCAUUUGCUCUACCUCAAUAUAUUAUUUGGAGGGGGUAAGUCAAAUUUUCUCUUUAACACACCUCUUUAUUUACUAUACUUCGCGUCAUGCUAUUUUUCUAAAACCCCUUUUAAAAUGUUCGUAUGUUACAGUGAAAUUUGUAAAGUCCAAAUCAUUUUGCGCUCAAAUUGAAAUAAUGUCUGUAUUUCCGGCGUCUGACACAACAUUUUCCACCAUACUGGCGGAUUUGAGUGUGGACAAACAAGCUUUUUGUAACUUUUAAUCUUUGCAUUUUCCAGAGCCGCUGAACGAAAACAGUGAUUUUGAAGUAAAAUAAGCUCGCACCAACAAUCUAUACUUAUUACAAUAUCCUAUUUUUGCUUCUAUGCCAAUACAAUCCAAACUUUGCACUUAGAUACCUAUCACAAUAUCAAAAUGUGGAUAAAGGAGCCUCUCAAAAGAGCAAAAUUUUAACUAUCAUGCCAUUCAAAAUAUAAAAUUUCAAUUUUCAGAGGUAACAACCGCUGUAGCACAAUCUACGGCCCUGGCUCCUCGCUCCGCACAGCUUACGUAAUAUACUUCACCUUUCUCGCUUGGCUGAUCCCAACCUUCAUGAGUGGCUACUAUUACAUUCAGAUUGGAUUUGCAGUUUGUAAAUCCAAAAAACUGAUUGAAUGUGCGGACAGAACAACCAAUUAUCGUCAUUCAGAUUCCAUGUCACAAAUGAGUAAUGGUACCAAAGACUAUGUCGAGAAAUUGAGGAAAAAAUCACAAGGAUUUAAGACACAACGGAGUGAAUUCGACAGGAAACGAAACCGUACUGUGCUCCUGACGUUAAUUAUUGUAGUAUUGAACCUGAUGCUAUGGGCACCCUUUGUGUUUGCCAACUUCGCUCAGAUUUGGUUCCCACAGUGGCUCAGUAAGUUAUUAUAUAACGUAUAGUGUUAUCAUAAUCGCGUGCUAGCCUUUCUUUAGCCAUAUAGCCCUGCCUUGAAAAUUAGUAUCCUAGCUCCACCUAUGGCCUACCCUAUCAAUUGCCAAGCUCUUCUGUGACCUUCACUAUCAGUAGCCUACCCCUAGCCUAAGCUUCCGUAUAUAUAUAGUAUACUUGUGGCCCUUUAUAACCUACCUUAUCAUACCCUACUCUACCAGCAAUUGAACUCUAUUUGUUUAAUUUUUAAAACUUCCCAUUUUCAGGUCCAUUCACAAUAACCCUAAUGGCACUAUUUGGAAACCUAAACUCAUGUGUAAACCCCUACAUAUACAUUAUAUUCAACUGGAAGACAGUAAGACAAGUCUUUUGUCCGUGUGGGAAAGAGAUCGGUCGACCCUCAUCAUACCGCAGCAAUACUUCAACGUUAAUCAACGAGAAUGGCAUGAAUAACAAUGGCUAUGUGAAACAUGUCAGUUUCGAAGCCUCGUCACCGGAUAAGGUCAAAACUGAUCGAACAUGGCUUUCGCAGUGCUCGUUAUUGGCCAGGAAAGAACUAGAUUGA